AUGACUGCACACUCCGGGAUGCCAGGAUCAUUUGUACACGAUGGCGCAGCGGUUCCAGUCGCCCAAAUACCACGAUCUUCCUUAUAUGAGCCUUUAGUGGCACCUACUCCUCAGGGGCCAGUGGCAUUCAUGCAACCUAGGUUCGACCAGCACCUCGCGGACUCAGUGGAAGCGAGUGUUCGCGUGACUCCGAGUCCUGCUCCGGUAGCAGACGCGAUGGUGCAUCAAGGUUUCAUACCCCCGGCUCACUCACCGCUGGCAUCGCCUCCUCUGUCGCCCUAUAUCAAUCAGCAAAUGAGUAGUCCGCCACCGCAACCACUUCACUACGCACAACCUUACCCGUAUCACCAUCCGCAGCCCUUCAUGGCUAACUUCCCGCCGGCCUUCUAUCCUACACCAUUCACAUCUCCGACUGCGUCUUUUCCUUACUCCGGAGAGAUCCCGCGAGCUGGCUCUGCGGGAGCCGAAGACGAGCGGGCCAGACUCCUGGAAAAAGUAUCCAGUGUACUACCUGACAUUGACCGCUUGCUGCGUGUCUACCAGGAGAGUCAAGGGCUUUUGUCAGAGAGAGAAAACAUCGUCAAACAGGUUGAAGCACAACACCUCGAAGAGACCGCGAAGCUAAGGAUGGAACUGAGCGCGUGCAAAGAAGAAUAUGAGAAGAUUAUUGGUGAGCAAGCGGGUGAGAAUCUGAGAUUGAAGGGUGAGAUUGCCGAGCAAAGGGAGAAGAUAGGGCUACUGCAGGACGAGAAUCAUGCAGUGACGGACGCCCACGAAGGGCUCACCGAGUUGAGAGUUGAUUGUGAAGAGUUGACCGAGCAGGUCAAUUCCUAUCGAUCUAUCAAUGGAAAAUUGGUGGAGGAAAAGAAGCGGCGGGACGAUGAACUCCAGCGAUUGCAAAAGCAGCUCGAGGAGGAACAAAAUCGAAAUGAACACCACCAAGCUGAGAAGAAGAAGUUAGAGGAAGAACUUCAGACUGUGAAAGAUCAGCUUCAUGAUGAACAAACGCGGCAUGAUCUCGUGCAGGGCGAGUUACGGCAAGCCCACGACAUGGAGAUGGCAAGGAGGGAAGAAGAACACGUCAAGUCAAUACACGAACACAAAGUCAGUUUGUCAAAAAUCCAGCUUGAUUUGGCAGGAAUGAUCACCAAGCAUACGCAGCAGAAAAGAGAGCUAGACCUUGCAAGAGCCACCAUCGCAGAACAGGAUCAAUCUCUGGCUGAAAAGGCUAAAGAACUCGCUGAUACCCGCCGUCUACAUCAGGCGCAGCUAGAGAAUAGUCGAAGGGAUAGCGAAGAAGCAGCCCAGCGACAUAGGCAGGAGAUUGCCAGGUUGUCGGACAAACUAUCCCACUCCACUGCAAAGCAUGAGGAGGAGAUCAGUAAGUUACGAAAUGCGAGCAAGAACGACCUCGAACAGGUACGAAAACUCGCCGCAGGACGCUUGCUGGAAACCACGAAAAAGCACGACCAACGCGAAGCAGAAAUUUGCGAGGAAUUGGCAGGCAUGCGUGCUCAGGUUGCACGGCUGGAGGGCGACUUUCAGGCGAAGUGCAUGGAGCUAGCAACUGCGCGGAAGGACCACGAGAGACUGCAAGGCAACUACAAGCUGACUGACAAGCAUCAUGCCCAGCUGGCUGAAACGAUGCUUAACCUCAGAAACAAGCAAGCCGAAUGGCAACGUGAAAGUGAGCGGAUGGAUCAAAUUCUGCAGAAUCUGAGACAAAUUGCUCCCAGCAAUAGCAACAGUGACGAGUUCUUGUGA
Cladophialophora yegresii CBS 114405 is the source of this 1764-nucleotide messenger RNA. RefSeq lists its product as uncharacterized. The transcript has a single exon. Lineage: Eukaryota; Fungi; Ascomycota; Eurotiomycetes; Chaetothyriales; Herpotrichiellaceae. The record is from RefSeq and is a predicted model, not a curated record. The coding region runs from base 1 to 1764 and encodes 587 amino acids.